Molecule: messenger RNA, 1558 nt
Organism: Helianthus annuus (common sunflower)
Lineage: Eukaryota; Viridiplantae; Streptophyta; Magnoliopsida; Asterales; Asteraceae
Exons: 7
Coding region: 207-1433 (408 amino acids)
Source: RefSeq, a predicted model, not a curated record
AAUCAUCAUCACCCCAACAAGAUAAACACCAAAAAGAAUACCAAAAAAAUCAUCAACUCUUCACGCCUCAAAAUCUUCUUCUUCCUCCUCCACCUCCCCCCAAACUCCCACUUACCAACUUUUCAAUCAUCUUCUUCUUCUUCUUCCUAUAAACCCACUUCAAAUUCACCUCUAAUUCUCUCUCGAAACAUCAAUCAAAGGGGAAAAUGUGGGGAUUUGGGGGCAGAUUCUACUGGGGGAAUUUGAAGAAACAAGAAAAAGAUCGAACAAACAAAGGAAUUGUGGUUGUUUUCGCAUGGAUGUCGAGUCAAGAUAAACAUCUGAACAACUAUAUUGAUCUUUAUUCAUCUUUUGGUUGGGAUUCUCUUGUUUGCCAUAGCCAAUUUCUUAAUCUGUUCUUCCCUGACAAGGCAACAACGUUGGCCAUGGACAUUCUAAAUGAACUUGUUAAGGAGCUAAAAAAAAGACCUUGCCCAGUUGUGUUUGCGUCUUUUUCUGGUGGUCCCAAAGCUUGCAUGUACAAAGCUUUGCAGAUAAUGGACUCCAAGUAUGAAUCUCAUGGAAAUCUGGAUGAAUACCGACUUGUUAGAGACUGUCUUUCGGGACUCAUAUUCGAUUCAUCUCCCGUCGAUUUCACAAGUGAUUUGGGCACCCGAUUUGUACUUGACCCGAGCAUUCUUAAACUGUCCCGUCCUCCCAAAAUCGCAACGUUAAUAGCAAACGGUAUCUCAUCUAGCCUUGAUGCUCUAUUCCUUACUAGAUUUGAGUCGCAACGCGCGGAAUACUGGCAGACGUUGUACGCAUCCGUUGGCAUGGGAGCACCGUAUUUAAUACUUUGCUCAGAAAAUGACAAUCUUGCCCCUUAUCAAAUCAUAUGCAACUUCGCUCAACGAUUAGAAAGUCUUGGCGGCGAUGUUAAAUUGGUAAAAUGGACUAGCUCCCCUCAUGUAGGUCAUUAUCGCCUUCAUCCAGACGAGUAUAAAUCUGCUGUGACCGAGCUUCUAACAAAGGCUGUACAUGUUUACUCAACAAGAACUCUACGGGUUAGUGGGUCCCACAACCAGCCGUCAGAACCGUUAAAUCAUCUGAGGGAAGCGGUUUCUAGUUCAAACCAAUACCAAAGCUUCCAUAGAAUCACUCUUGAUUUAAACGACCACUUUGUGGUCCCCGGCUCAGUCGAGUACCAUGAAGGUCAAGACGUGGGGUCCGUUCAUGAUGCAUCUAAAGAACGCUUCAUCCCACGGUCAACCCCACCGAAAGUCAACGCUCAUGGGAUUCUUGGUCAAAUCCUGUUUGAUGUUUGUGUCCCCAAGAAUGUUGAAGAUUGGGACUUAAGGUCUUCUUCUUCUUCGUCUUCCUCGUACACGUUUGCUUCGGGUCGGAGACCUUCGCAUUUCAAUCCGAUGAAAUGCAUCCGAAGAUCGAGAUUGUAAUGUAAAUUUUGAUGUUUAAUAAAGGUGGAAGAGGGGGUUUGAAUAAUAUGAAAUGUACAUAACAUGUACAUAUAUGCAAGUUGUUGACUUUCUUUAAGCUAAUAAUAUUAUGGAAGUUUUGAUGA